AUGAGUGAACUUGAAGAAGAUUUCCCAUCAACCACGAGUGAAGACUUUGGCUUCAAACUCUUGGGUAGUCCAAUACAAGUUGUUGAUGACUACAACGAAGACUUGCCUUAUAAGCACAUAUCCAACUUUGCAUAUGCCUCACAUAAGGGGUUCUUUGUGGCUGCUGGUAAGGAUGACUUGGUUCUCGGCUCACUAGAAUCGUUGAAGAAAGAUAUCGUUGAAGGUAAAGACACAUACGAGUCAGAUGCACACAGGCUUGCGAUUCCUGGUAUAAACAGCGUUAAUUUUACAUCAGAUGAGAAAUUACUCCUUGUUAGUACAGGCAGCAAGCUUUUGUUUCAACAAGUGACAGGAGAUUACAAAGAUGUCUCCAAUUCAUUCCAAGAACUUGCUUUUAGCGCUGACAUUGAAGUUGUGUCCUCGAACCCUUGUUAUGGAUCUACAGUUCUGGUGCUUUUGUCAGACGGUCAAUUAAUUAAAAUCGAUUUGGCGUCCAGUACUCAAAGUAUGCUGGCUCAAGAUGUCCUUGAUUUCAGCUGGCAUCAUGAGCUUGACAAGAUUGCUGUUGCCAAAAAAGGCCGCAUUAUUAGUCUGCAAUCCUUGGGUGGAUCUUCACAGACGGACAUUGAACUGCCAGAGGAAAUUGACGAUGAAUAUUAUCCUCUCUCCGUUGCAUGGAUCGAUGAAACCUCUUUAUUCGCUGUGGUUGGAGAGCCUGCUGAGAAAAAUGACGAGGAAGAGCCAUCAACUGACUUUAAGCAUUUUGUCAUUGAGGUCCAAGGUACCCAAUUCAGUUUCAGAGAAACAUACGAUGCUGUUCCUGCAUAUGGCACAGUUUGGAGAAGACCUACUAUUUAUCUUUCACAAAUUCAUUCGCUCUCUGAAUCACUCCCUUGUCUAACGUUGUUGGGCUCUUCAAUGUCUACAGAUAUUUCUGCUGUUACCUCCAACGAACUACUAGCCCCUGCAGAUGACUCUGAAAGAGCAACAUUGCCAAUUAAUGAGGAAACCAGUAAUGAUGUCAAUCCUAUUGGAUUAACUAUAGAUCUCAGAUUAAAGGACACCAUAACGGAUCCCUGUCCUGGUGUACCAGAAGCCUCUUGGUUGCCUUCUGUUUGGGUAUUGGGGAACGAUGGUAAGGUUCAAUCGUGGUAUAUCUUCCAUGCACAUGACUUGAAAACCGGUUCUUUCAAACCAGAUUUAGCGAUUCAAUAUGAAGAUAGAGUAUGGAAUAAGGCUCAGGGUACUAUCGACUCCGGGAUCCAAAAGUCGGAUUCAGCCCAAAAUCCAGUCCAUGAAAAGUCCCCAAACAUAUCAUCAAAUACGGAAUUUAAAAGCUUGUUUGGUUCUUCCACCGCUUCGCCUGCCAGUAUGUUUGCAAAAG
Molecule: messenger RNA, 1384 nt
Organism: Williopsis jadinii
Lineage: Eukaryota; Fungi; Ascomycota; Saccharomycetes; Phaffomycetales; Wickerhamomycetaceae
Exons: 2
Molecular function (GO): protein binding
Source: RefSeq, a predicted model, not a curated record